AAUACUAAAUCAAAACGUUUUAGAAAGAAGAAAUUAUCAAUGUAGAUAUAUCAUAGACUACAGCCAAAGAAGAAAUAUGAAGGUUUUCAUUUUGCUAAGAGGAUUCAUUUUCUUUGCCUUAAUUUCUUUUGGAAUUGCUGAUCUUGAUUCAUCACAUGAAGAAUACACAAACCUUGAUACCCCAGCUAAAGAUGAAACAGACUUGGACAGUGGCCCUUCAGAUGUGGCGUCAGUCAGUAAAUUCAUCAAGGAAUUCCAUAGAAAGAUGGACGAUGAGGCGUACUGGACCCCAGAGAAGGCAGAAGCACCACAGGCCCCGCUGGACCCUGGCCCUCAAAACAGCCCUGUAGUGGCUGACAACCAGACGUCAGUUGUGCCUGUGGCGGGAGCACCAGUGUCAGACAGCGAGGAUGAACACAACGCCACGUCCGUAGUCAACUGCAAGAUGGAGAGACAAGCAGGAUCCCUCACAGUGGAGCUGGUAAACUCUACCCGGUUGGUAACCCUGUUGACAUCUGAUCUCAACAUCACCAGUCGCAGUCAGAAGGCCGAGUGUGCCGUGUUGCUGUUCUACGCUCGGACUUGUCCAUUCAGCUGCAUGGCGGCUCCACACUUUAAUGCUCUACCUCGCGCAUUCCCUGCUAUCAAGAUGGCUGCUGUAAAUGCGCUGCAGUAUCAGACUUUCAACACACAAUAUGGCAUUGUCGGGGUUCCUACAGUGAUGCUGUUCCACAAUGGCAGACCUGCAGCCAAGUUCAACGACAGUGAACAUACACUGGAGAUGUUCACGAGGUUCAUCACCAGACACUCAGGUAUCCCACCAGAGGAGAAGAUGUUUGUGACGUCAGCGGACUUCGGAGGUCCCGUCCCCUCAGUGGUGGCCAAGGAGACGGACUACUGGCUCGGUCUGGCGUGGCUCGUCAUAGCUGUUGUGGGGGGAGUGGGCGUGGCCAAGUCUCCCAUGUGGCACAACAUUGUAGAAGCUGUGCAGAACUCGUGGCGAGAGGCCGAAGCGGAGCAACAUUUCCACGCGGAUUGAUCUCUCGACUGGUGAUGCGAAAUAUGUGUGCGUAGGAGAUUUAAAGUUUAAAAGACGUAAAAACUGAUUACAGUGUAAUAAUAGUAAGUGUUGUAAUAAUAAAUAAAAUACUUAGUACUACAUCAAAUACGUUUUGUAAGAAAGUAACUUAUACCUACAAACUCAAACUAGAUCACUUCAUGGACAUUAAAAAUAUACUAACAAAGCUUACAUAUAAGUUCAUUUUAAAAAAUCUGGGAAAAAAAAGCUAGGAAGAUCCAAAUAACAAUAUUGGGAACUUUAUAAACAAUAGACCACUCAUUAACAAGAGAACAUUGGGAUAAUAAAAACGAGAAUGGAGUGAAAGAUUGUACACUCAUUUGAACAAAUUUGUUCAUGGCCAAUGAAGAUGAAUUGUAUAUUGUUUUUUGAAAUUUGGAAAUUUCCUUUGUUAUUAAAAACCAAUCAAGACAAUUGGUUAAUUUGUUUCUUAACCGUAAAAACCGUUUUCAUCACAAUUCUUAAAUUAGUUUUUAGAUUUGUAUUGUAAUUAUUGUAUAUAUAGGAAGUUGUUUUGUUAUUUAAUAAAAUGUGUGUUGUUUUUAAUUAGUUUUAUUACAGCAUCCUUUGUUGUUAUCAUAAUUGGUAAAUUUAAUUUGCCACUGUGGCUACUAAGAAAUGAUUGGAAUAUAGUGAAAUAAAUAAUAAAUCUUUGUAUUUACUAUUUAGUAA
Macrosteles quadrilineatus (aster leafhopper) is the source of this 1750-nucleotide messenger RNA. RefSeq names its product thioredoxin domain-containing protein 15-like. NCBI's taxonomy places the organism in Eukaryota, Metazoa, Arthropoda, Insecta, Hemiptera, Cicadellidae. The transcript has 7 exons. Gene Ontology annotation, biological process: cilium assembly. Gene Ontology annotation, cellular component: cilium. The coding region runs from base 77 to 1039 and encodes 320 amino acids. The record is from RefSeq and is a predicted model, not a curated record.